Lindgomyces ingoldianus is the source of this 992-nucleotide messenger RNA. RefSeq lists its product as uncharacterized. Lineage: Eukaryota; Fungi; Ascomycota; Dothideomycetes; Pleosporales; Lindgomycetaceae. The record is from RefSeq and is a predicted model, not a curated record. The transcript is spliced from 2 exons. Bases 1 to 789 code for a protein of 262 amino acids.
AUGGCAACUUCUGGCGGCAGCUCUGCAUCGCGCUCGCCGUGCGGACUUCGUACACACUCCGCACACACUCCGGACAGAUGUCCUGCUAGCGAGGAUGCGAAACCAGUUUUUGAUGAGAGGACGUUGCGUGGUGGCAUGUGCUGCGAGGAGAUUGCCGUGGCACAGAUGCGCAAGGGAACAAGCCUGAUUCGCGAACACAGGGGACAAGAUCCUGGCUGUCUAUCAUCCCGAUCUGGCUGUAUCCAUCAUGCCAUCAUCGGAAAAACCUCUGCUGAUCUCUGCACAUUAUUACGUUGCCCGAGCAUACUGCUGGGAAACGGAAACUCGAAGGCUGGCGGAUGCAGCGCGGUACAAUGGACACCAACGACACGUACCCCUGCAAGUAGAGGUGUGCAACUGGGUGUCAUUUGCGGUACCUUCAGACUUCUGCAGUUGGCUGGUGAACCGCUGGGGAGACUCAAAUCGAACGCCAGGAUCGUCCGUGUUGAGGCGACUUGCAUGAAACCAGGCCGGCUGCACCGACCACUUACGAAUCGUCAAGACUCUUCAAAUGUUUGUAUCCCCUCUGUUCUCGGCCCCAAGGCGGGUAAAGAUCUAGAUCUCUUCGGCGACUUUCUUAUUCCAAUUUCGACACACCUCGUCAAUUCCCCAUCAACCCUGCUUUUGGCAGGAACACCACGUCCGCUCCUUCUCUCCACCCAUUUCACUCAAGACCCUGCCCUUUUGGCCCUCAUUUUCAGCUCAUCACCCAUGCUUUUCCACUGCAAAUCCACGUACGCUAGAAUCUAGACUCUUCACCGGCCGUUCCUAGCCUUAUCUUGAGCUUCGAACGGCUCUUGUCGAGCACAGCCACUCAGCCACCCUACUGCAUCUUAUCAUCUAACGUAGAACAGGAGACGAUAGUAAUUUAAGACAGCAAUUGGCAUUUCGUUGCCACCCUCCCUGAUUCUAGCAGAAGAUGUCACUGAUCACAUCUGCCCUGCUGACGUUCC